UUGAGUGUGUAUCACGGUAGAAUUCUCUGCUAUGGCAGACCACAGUCGAGGAUGGUUUAGCACAAUGAGGGUGUUCACCACGGCAUUGCUUCUAGUCACCCUGCAGUGCUCCCAUGCCCUGAGUCCCACCAACUGUGAUGCUUCUGAGCCUCUGGCUGAGAAAGUUCUAGACCUGAUCAAUAAAGGGCGGAGGAGUGGCUAUGCUUUCCAGCUGCUGCGGGUCUCUGACGCCCACUUGGACAGAGUGGGAACGGCCACAGUCUACUACUUAGCUUUAGAUGUGAUAGAGUCUGACUGUUGGGUCCUCUCCACAAAAGCCCAGGAUGACUGCCUUCCCUCAAGGUGGCCAUCUGAAAUAGUGAUUGGACAAUGUAAGGUAAUAGCCACAAGAUACUCGAAUGAGUCUCAAGAUCUUAGCGUGAAUGGCUAUAACUGCACCACAAGUUCUGUCUCUUCAGCACUUGGCAAUACCAAAGACAGUCCUGUACUCUUCGACUUCUUUGAGGAUUCCGAGCUCUACAGAAAGCAAGCCCGUAAAGCCCUCGAUAAGUACAAAAGGGAGAAUGUUGGCUUUGACUCUUUCAGAGUGGAACAGGCAGAACGGGUUAUAAGAGCGAGAGGCGGGGAAAGAACCAAUUACUAUGUGGAAUUCUCCAUGAGGAACUGUUCCACACGGCAUUUCCCCAGGUCCCCUCUGGUCUUUGGAUUCUGCAGAGCAAUUUUGUCCUACAGUAUAGAAGCCUCUGACUUGGAAACCCCAGAUUUCAUUGACAUAAACUGCGAAGUCUUCAACAUUGAGGAUCAAAAAAACACAAGUCAUAUGAAGCCCCAUUGGGGCCGUGAGCGUCCUCUUUGUGACAAACAUCUGUGUAAGCUCAGUGGAUCCAGGGAUCAUCAUCAUACACAUAAGACAUAUGAACUUGGAUGCCCACCUCCACCAGAAGGAAAAGAUAACUCAGACAGACCACCCCUUCAAGAAGGAGCCCUUCCACAACUGCCCCCUGGCCAUCCCCCUCAUUCUGGUACCAACAGGAACCAUAGACCCCCUCAUAAUCACAGUUGUAAUGAGCAUCCUUGUCAUGGACAUCGUCCCCAUGGACACCAUCCCCACGGUCACCAUCCCCAUGGUCAUCACCCCCACGGUCACCGUCCCCACGGUCACCACCCCCAUGGUCACCACCCCCACGGUCACCAUCCUCAUGGACAUGACUUCCUUGACUAUGGACCUUGUGACCCACCCUCCAAUAGUCAAGAACCCAAAGGUCAGUAUCAUCGGGGCUAUGGUCCACCACAUGGACACUCAAGAAAAAGAGGUCCAGGCAAAGUACUCUUUCCUUUUCACCACCAACAAAUCGGAUAUGUCUACCGACUCCCUCCACUGAAUAUAGGUGAAGUUCUCACUCUUCCUGAAGCCAAUUUCCCCAGCUUCUCAUUGCCAGAUUGCCACAGACCCCUACAACCAGAGAUUCGGCCCUUCCCUCAUACAACCUCUAAGUCAUGUCCAGGAAAAUUUGAGAGAGAGUUUCCACAAAUUUCCAAGUUUUUUGGAGAUAUACUUCCAAAAUAAAACCUGAUUCCUUGGUAGGGGGAAGAGGACAAUAUUCUGAAUAAAUAAAAUAUGACCAGUUA
This is a messenger RNA of Mus pahari (shrew mouse), 1629 nucleotides long. RefSeq names its product histidine rich glycoprotein (gene Hrg). Lineage: Eukaryota; Metazoa; Chordata; Mammalia; Rodentia; Muridae. The transcript is spliced from 7 exons. Gene Ontology annotation, molecular function: cysteine-type endopeptidase inhibitor activity; serine-type endopeptidase inhibitor activity; zinc ion binding. Gene Ontology annotation, biological process: negative regulation of fibrinolysis; heme transport; regulation of platelet activation. Gene Ontology annotation, cellular component: extracellular region; endolysosome; blood microparticle. The record is from RefSeq and is a predicted model, not a curated record. Bases 32 to 1567 code for a protein of 511 amino acids.